This is a messenger RNA of Rhizoctonia solani, 2094 nucleotides long. Its product is annotated as Retrotransposable element Tf2 protein. The record is from RefSeq and is a predicted model, not a curated record. Lineage: Eukaryota; Fungi; Basidiomycota; Agaricomycetes; Cantharellales; Ceratobasidiaceae. The transcript has 4 exons. The coding region runs from base 1 to 2094 and encodes 697 amino acids.
AUGGCAACCUGCUCCAGGCCGCCCUCUCAAGCUUGCUCCCCUGUUGAUCAAGGACAGCUGGGACCCAAAUUUCCACCAGCCUCCCCUGAGCUUGGCAAAGUCUCCCUUGAGCGGGUCAUCUGCCUCCUUUGGGGACUUCAGUCCCAAGUUUGCACCAAUGUUGAAAACAUCUCCCAAGCAGUUGAUGUUGUCAAGGAUGGGCUUGCCCAGCUCCAGCUCCCCCAGGGUCCCCACACCCCAGAAGAUCAAAAACCCCCUGCAGUCAAGGAAACUCCCCAGGCCGCGCCUAAAGCCAAGCCUAUUGGCAAGGCUCAACCCUUCCUUGGGGCUCCAGCCCCCAUCCUCUCCACAGGGGCCCCAAGGCGCAACCCCCUCACCUUAUUUAACCCAUAUCCUUCCUCCUCCUUCCCUUUGGGACCAGCUCCAGCUGCCCAGGGACCUCCACCAGCGCCCCAAGUCACUCCAGCGCUGCCUCCAGCCCCCUCUACCAUGAAAGUAGAUCACCCCAAUGCCUUCAAAGGCAAAAUUGGCUUGGAGGCCAAACAAUGGCUGACAUGCAUGUUGGCCUGGGUUUGCCUUAACCAAAGGCAAUUCCCAAUGGACCUGGAGGUCCUUUCCUUCCUCCUCAAGAAUAUGACAGAGGCCGGCAGAGCAUGGGCUCACCCCCACCUGGACCAGUUAGGGUCCCACUGCGCGCUCAUCCAAACUGUGGAUGAGUUCAAAGUUGAGUUCCUGGCUGCCUUUGGCAACCCAGACGCAACCAGGGCAGUGGAGCAGAAAAUCACUUCCCUCACACAGACUGGCACCUGUGCCAAAUAUAUCACCAAGUUCCGCACACUGCAAAUGGAACUCAACUGGAACAAUGCCGCUCUCUGCAGCCAAUUUGCAUGCAGCUUACAUUGGGAAGCCCAUAGGCAAAUUGCCAUGAGGGAGAGACAACCCCAAACCCUGAGGGAACUGCAAGACGCAGCCCUCAUUAUUGACAACACCCUCUGUGAGGAAUGCACUAGCCACCCGCCACAGGGUAGUAAGUCUAGCAAAUCCACUACAACCCCCAACUGGGGGCAAGUACUGGCCAGCAGGCCACCAAAACCGGCCCCCUCUCCUCUGAUCCCAACUACAUCUUGGAGGAAGAACGCAAUUGCCGUUGCACAGAAGGCCUCUGUAUGGAAGGCUACCCCUAAGGAGGACAAGGGGAAAGCCAAGGAAACCGCCAAAAUUGGCAAAGACUCUGAGUACCAAUUGGGAAAAGAUAGCUCAAAUAGAAUCUCUCCCCUUUUCACAAUUUCAAUCACACCAGAGAAACAAGUGGAACCUUUAGAAGUCCUGAUAGACUCAGGCGCCACCUCCUUGUUCCUACACCUGUGUACUGUGGAAUCACUCUGCCUUCCACUCAUUGACCUCCCCACACCAUGGACCAUCACUAUGCUUGAUGGGUCAAGCCCCCAGGCUGGCAAAAUCUGGAAGAAGGUGUUGCUAACCUUCACCUUUGAUGGCAAAAAGAUGACGGAAACAUUCCUCAUCUGUAACACCGGAAACCACUUGGCCAUCCUAGGUUUGAAAUGGCUAGAUGCCCACAAUCCAGAUAUAGAUUGGAAUUCCUGCACCCUGACCUUUCCCCAUGCACCACCAGAACAUGUAGCCAUUGCUGAGGAGGAAGAAGCUGAUCAAAACCCCCUUGAAGGAGUACCCUCUGAAUACCAUCAAUAUGCCAAGGUAUUUGGAGAAGAAGAAUUCAACAAGCUCCCUCCACACAGGCAUUACAACAUUGCAAUCAAACUAAUGGAAGAAGGCCCACUUAAUUUGCCCCUGUACAGUAUGACUGAUGCCAAAUCCGCCACACUCAAGGAUUGGCUCAGGGACAAACUUAAGGCUGGCAAAAUACGCCCCAGUAAAUCCCCUAUUAGCUUGCCUGUUAUGUUUGUCCCAAAAAAGGAUGGCUCCUGCCAAUUGGUUGUAGACUACCAACACCUGAAUAAUUGGACCAAGAAAAACAUGUACCUGUUACCCCACCCUGAUGACCUCAUGGCCCAGCUCCAUGGUGCUAAGAUCUUUACUAAGCUAGAUCUACGGUGGGGAUACAACAAUGUCUGA